GUUUCGACGGAUACAAAUAACUUUCUUGACCUGGAAAAGAAUUCAGAAACCUUACAAAAACUCGUCGAGACAUUUUUCACUAAACUUGGCGGCCUAGACACCAUUAAUUUAAAUGUAACCCUCAACAUUUGCCAAGAAAAUAAUGAAACGCUAAGCAAAAUCCAAUCUAAAAUUGAGUUUUUGCUUAAGCACAAUUCUAAAACUUGUUUUGAGGGCUCGUCCGGAGGUUCCGAAAGUACUAGUCUUUUGAUUAUUAAAAAUUGUUCGUCUAAUGAAAACCUACAUAACAGUAUUGCAGAGUUGCAAAACCAAACUGAAAACUUGCGCAAUGAACUAAAAAAGUUUCCGAAAUGCUGUCAAAAAAUCGACAGCCUUAGCUUGAAUGUUGGAAAACUAGAAAAACAGAUGAAGGAAAUGAACCAGACUUACAAUGAUCACAUUAACGCUAACGCAAAACAGCUAAAUUCUAUAAAAGAGAACAUGGGUGAAUCCUUAAGAAAGUUAGGCGAUAAUCAUACCGCUGAUAAUGAAAGCCUUUCGAAGCUGGCAAGAAAACUUAAAAAAGAUCUCAAAAAAGGUAGUUUGACCCUAGGCUUUCUAAAAGAACGCCAAGAUGGGUUGUUAAAGGAUAGGAAUACAACUCAAAUUUCAUUAUACUCUCCCGAUGAGAUGAAUGGUCUGAAAAAGGACUUAGAUGAGUUCAGACAAGUCAUUGAUGGAAAGCUAAAGGAUUUGGAAUUAAAGAAGCAAAGCAAAAUAGACGACCGUCAGCGUCUCGAAAGAUUCAACACAGAAACAAAUCAGGAUCUAGAUAAAUUGAAUAAAAUUUCACUUGUCCACAAAGAACUAGAAAUGCGGAUCAAAGAGCAGAUAGAGGGGCUGAUAAAGAAAGCAAAUGAAAUGCUUGAAUGCAAAAAAAAUUGCUCGAAAAUUGACACGAUGAACGAUCUCAUGGACCAAGUUGAAGACAUGGAAAAGAUUCUUAAAAAAAGUAAAACAUAG
This is a messenger RNA of Drosophila erecta, 1002 nucleotides long. RefSeq names its product spindle assembly checkpoint component MAD1-like. The annotation marks the transcript as partial. The record is from RefSeq and is a predicted model, not a curated record. The transcript has a single exon. Lineage: Eukaryota; Metazoa; Arthropoda; Insecta; Diptera; Drosophilidae.